Molecule: messenger RNA, 270 nt
Organism: Metschnikowia bicuspidata var. bicuspidata NRRL YB-4993
Lineage: Eukaryota; Fungi; Ascomycota; Pichiomycetes; Serinales; Metschnikowiaceae
Gene: TIM8
Product: protein transporter
Exons: 1
Coding region: 1-270 (89 amino acids)
Source: RefSeq, a predicted model, not a curated record
AUGACCCAGAUUUCGCAGACCGCGUUGCAGAACCUCGACGAGUCGUCCCGAAAGGAGAUUUUGCAGUUCAUCGAGAGCGAGAACUCCAAGUCCAAGGUGCAGAUGUCCAUCCACAACUUCACGGACUUGUGUUUCAAGAAAUGCAACGAGAACGUGCCCAUCGCCACCAGCACGUUGAGCAAGCCCGAGGAGCGGUGCUUGUCCAACUGCUUGAACCGGUUUUUGGACACCAACAUCAAGGUGGUGCAGGCUUUGCAGGGCCAGAAGUAG